Messenger RNA from Pyricularia pennisetigena, 474 nucleotides. RefSeq lists its product as uncharacterized. NCBI's taxonomy places the organism in Eukaryota, Fungi, Ascomycota, Sordariomycetes, Magnaporthales, Pyriculariaceae. The transcript has 2 exons. The record is from RefSeq and is a predicted model, not a curated record. The coding region runs from base 1 to 474 and encodes 157 amino acids.
AUGCAUGGGGAAAGUGGGGACAUUCGGCCACAUAGUACUGGGGGGCCCAACUCUCCCAGUACAAGCGAAAACAAUGAUUGGACAAUAGUUUCGCUGGGCGGGAUAAACAUAGAAACAACAAAUAAUGCCUUGACGGUGAGAAGACAAAGUACAGUGAGAGUAUUCUUGCCAAGUAUUUUUUUUUCAUGUGUACUCAACCAGGGUGGGGGCGGUAUCGGUCCCGGGGCCGGUUCGCCCGAUUCACGCGAGGCUGUCCAGGGCUUCACCCAUCGUUGUUACACAAAAAGGAAAGUGGGAGAAGAAAAGAAAAAAAAGAAAGAAAAGGUGCCGUUUUUUCGUUCUUUUUUUUUUCGAAACAACAAUGAAAGAAGGCGCAGUAUAGAUGCGGCAGAUAGACGUGGCGUUGGCGUGACAGGCGGCAACCGCCGCACGUCCCCGCCAAGACUACGUCUUGGCAAUCGCGGGGCUUACUAG